UCGGUGUCCACCAGCGCCCCGACGCCACGCACACACACAGCAGGACCGCGGCGCCCCACCGGCGUGCAAGGGAGCAAGCAGCAGGAGCCUCUGUUGGAAGAGAUGGUCAUGGGCCUGGGUCCCUUGGUGUUGAUCUUCGUGCUGGGUCUGGGUGUGACCCCUCCGACCCUUGCUCAGGAUGACUACAGGUACAUUCGCUUCCUGACCCAACACUAUGAUGCCAAUCCGACUGGCCGGAAUGACAGAUACUGUGAAACCAUGAUGAGGAGACGAGGCCUGACCUCACCCUGCAAAGACACCAACACAUUUGUUCACGGCACCAAGAGCAGCAUCAAGGCCAUCUGUGAGGAUAAGAAUGGAGAGCCUUAUGGGGCAAACUUCAGAAUAAGCAAGUCUGCUUUCCAGGUCACCACUUGCAAACACGUGGGAGGGUCCUCCAGGCCUCCUUGCCGGUACCGAGCCACAUCAGGGUCCAGAAAGAUUAUUAUUGCCUGUGAAAACGGCUCUCCUGUGCAUCUUGAUGAGUCCGUUUUUCAUUAAAAACCAGCAGCCCACUGACCAGAGCUGACUGUGGUUUCCUUUCCUUUGGUUUUCCCGGCACACGCCAGUUUGUGCUGAGCGUGUGCUGCCAAAAGUGUUAGCGACAUUCAUUACCAGGGACCCAGAAAAUGAGAUACCUGCAUCUUUUAUUUUCUGUUUUACAGCAUAUGUUUAAUAAAUAAAAAUGUCUCUGCAAUCAUUAAAAAUCA
This is a messenger RNA of Lepus europaeus (European hare), 749 nucleotides long. RefSeq names its product angiogenin (gene ANG). The record is from RefSeq and is a predicted model, not a curated record. Gene Ontology annotation, molecular function: RNA nuclease activity; nucleic acid binding. The coding region runs from base 103 to 540 and encodes 145 amino acids. Gene Ontology annotation, biological process: innate immune response; antibacterial humoral response; antimicrobial humoral immune response mediated by antimicrobial peptide. NCBI's taxonomy places the organism in Eukaryota, Metazoa, Chordata, Mammalia, Lagomorpha, Leporidae. The transcript is spliced from 2 exons.